Molecule: messenger RNA, 888 nt
Organism: Bipolaris zeicola 26-R-13
Lineage: Eukaryota; Fungi; Ascomycota; Dothideomycetes; Pleosporales; Pleosporaceae
Exons: 2
Coding region: 1-888 (295 amino acids)
Source: RefSeq, a predicted model, not a curated record
AUGGCGUCAUCCGCGCCCCCAAGCAAUGGCUCAAGCCGCAGCAGCCUAAAUCCCUUUGCAAAGCGCGAUGAGCAUUCCUCCCAGGCUAUACUCCUCUACAAAAUCACCACAUCGCUCAGCUACCUGCUCCUCGUCAUAACAACCUUCUACUACACGUUCCAUGCCCCGAGUGGUCACGGCGCCCACCGCUUCUGGAAGAAUAACAUCCCCACGCCAUUUGCACAGAGCAGCCUCUUCACGUCGAUAUACUGGCUGAUUCUAUUUGCCGUGCAGCUCGUGUAUGCCUACGCCCUGUACAUGAGCGACACGGUAUACGUGACCGCCGCAGCAAAUAUUGGCUCCCACUUUAUUGCCAACAACUUGCUGCUCUUUGGCUUUGUCAAUCUAUUUGUCCGCAGCCACUUUUGGCUCGCAGAGGUGCUGCUCGUCAUCAACUUUUUCAAUCUAACUUUUGCCUACUUCCGACACAGCACCACGCCCCGCGCCAUCCAUAUUGGCAUCGUCAGCGGCCCACUUGCAUGGAACUUUGUCGCCCUCGACUGGUGUGGUGCCAUUGCCCUGCACACAAACCAUGAGGCUUUCCGCAUUGUUUGCAAUCUCUUCAUCUGGGGGUGGCUUGCCUUUGGCCUGUUCUUCCUUGUAGCCUACAAGGACUACACCAUGGGAUUUGCCCUGUCGCUUCUGGCGUUUUCAACGGGAGUGGGUCAGUUUCUCACUCGCCCACAUAUUCUGCAAUUGCAGUGGAUCUUUGCUUUUACUAUUGGCGGUCUCUUGUUCGUGCUCAGUCUUGCCGUCGGCGUGCCGGGUCUGCUGGGCCGCGAUCCUUUCCCACGCGGCCACGUGGUCAGCGAGGAUAGGGAGAGGGCACCACUGCUGGCUGAUGACUGA